AUUGAAUGUGCGUGAAUAAGAGGAUGCGGAACAGUCAUAGCAAAUCGUUGUUUUUAAGUGCUUUAUUAAUUGCACUAUUUCGCGUUGGGUUGCAAAAUCCAAGUAAAAAAUAUUACAUUCCAAAUAUUAAAGUUAAUUGGCAUAAAGCGAAUGAAUUUUGUAACUCAAUCGGAAUGCAGUUAGUGGCAAUUCAGUCGCAGGAAAAAAAUGAUGCAGUAGCAGCAUUUGUCAAAAGUACCGACAAGUUUGAUAACGACGUAUGCGUCUUUUGGAUCGGGGGAACCGAUCUUGCUGAAGAAGGUGUAUUUUCAUGGACAGCCACCGGAAAGCUGGUCACGUACGAAAAUUGGUCCCUAGGUGAGCCUAACAAUACCAACGGGACGGAAGAUUGUAUGCAGCUGGUAUACAUACCAAAGUUUAAACAGUAUUGGAGCUGGAAUGAUAACAACUGCAAAACCCAUCGCUAUUACUUUAUUUGUGAAAACAACGAAUUGGAAUGUAUAUCGCAAUUUUGAAUUGCUGUUUUCAAAGUUUUGCUGCAAUAUCAAAACUAUAUUCAAGCCAUCAAUUUAAUUUUUCUUUUGAUAUCAUGUACAUUCUUUAAACUUGUAAUGGUCAAAGUUUUCACAGUACAGUAGCAGGUACUUGAUGAGCUAAAAUGAAACGAAUAAUUAAAAUAAAAUGUAUUUCUC
This is a messenger RNA of Sabethes cyaneus, 692 nucleotides long. Its product is annotated as C-type lectin 37Da-like. Gene Ontology annotation, cellular component: external side of plasma membrane. The record is from RefSeq and is a predicted model, not a curated record. The transcript has 2 exons. Gene Ontology annotation, molecular function: carbohydrate binding. Lineage: Eukaryota; Metazoa; Arthropoda; Insecta; Diptera; Culicidae. Gene Ontology annotation, biological process: biological process involved in interspecies interaction between organisms. The coding region runs from base 6 to 515 and encodes 169 amino acids.